AUGCAAAGGAUAACACAAUUAAAUGAUAAAUUUCCACAUUAUGAACAAGAGCUUCGAGCAAUUUUAGAUAUUCUUGAACACCAACCACAAUUAAAUGAUCAUAUUGAUAAUAAACUAAAUGAUUUAACAAAAGAAAUAAAUGAACAUGGACAAUUUAUUGAUAAAUUAGAACGAAAUGGUUUAUUAUUUAGUAAACUAAUAUGUAAUACAACAUCAAAACUAAAUAAUGAUGAAACAAAACGUAUACAACAAACUAUGGAACAAGCACUCGAAGAAUAUUCAAAUGUUAAAGAUGCAAUUAAUAUUAAAUUCAUUACAUUAAGACAAAAUUUAAAAUUUAAAACUUAA
This is a messenger RNA of Didymodactylos carnosus, 348 nucleotides long. The record is from the annotation of a GenBank genome assembly. Lineage: Eukaryota; Metazoa; Rotifera; Eurotatoria; Philodinida; Philodinidae.